Onychomys torridus (southern grasshopper mouse) is the source of this 4798-nucleotide messenger RNA. RefSeq names its product ubiquitin specific peptidase 38 (gene Usp38). Lineage: Eukaryota; Metazoa; Chordata; Mammalia; Rodentia; Cricetidae. Bases 458 to 3586 code for a protein of 1042 amino acids. Gene Ontology annotation, cellular component: cytosol; nucleus. Gene Ontology annotation, molecular function: cysteine-type endopeptidase activity; cysteine-type deubiquitinase activity. The transcript has 10 exons. The record is from RefSeq and is a predicted model, not a curated record. Gene Ontology annotation, biological process: protein deubiquitination; ubiquitin-dependent protein catabolic process.
GUGUUCGCCGCCUCCAGUUUCCUCUCCCUGGCUGUUCUCGGUGCUCUCAGUGACAGCGCCUCCUGACUCAACCCGGGGCGGCUUUCUUCUGCCCACCCGCGGGAGCCUGGACGCCCUCACCGUCCCGGGACGCGGAGGCGCUCCUCACCUUCCGGCUCAGCCUGGGGGCCUGGAGGGCCCCUGCGCCCGGAUGCUGAGAGGGGCCGCGGGCCCAGCGAGGCUGCUGUGUGCGGGCCUCCGGCGCUCGAGGCGAACCGCGGGGACCGGCAGCCCUUAGGCGUCCCGGCUCGCAUGGGCCCUCCCACCCGAUAAAUGUGUCUGCUGGGGCGGCGGUGGUGGUGGCCGGACCCGCUGCUGCUUGGCUCCAGGUUCACCUGCGCCGUGGCGCUUUGCUGCCCCCCGGGGCUGCCAUCGCCCGCUCUUCCUCCCCUGGGCCUGGCCUUGCAGCGUGGCGACGAUGGACAAGAUCCUGGAGGGCCUGGUGAGUUCCUCGCACCCUCUGCCCCUCAAGCGGAUGAUUGUGCGGAAGGUGGUGGAAUCCGCGGAGCACUGGCUCGACGAGGCGCAGUGCGAGGCCAUGUUUGACCUGACGACCCGCCUCAUCCUGGAGGGCCCGGACCCUUUCCAGCGGCAAGUGGGCCACCAGGUGCUGGAGGCCUACGCGCGGUACCACCGGCCGGAGUUCGAGUCCUUCUUCAACAAGACCUUCGUGUUGGGCCUCCUUCAACAGGGCUACCACUCACUGGACAGGAAGGAUGUAGCCAUCCUGGACUACAUUCACAACGGCCUGAAGCUGAUCAUGAGCUGCCCGUCGGUGCUGGACCUCUUCAGCCUGCUGCAGGUGGAGGUGCUGCGAAUGGUCUGUGAGAGGCCAGAGCCGCAGCUCUGUGCCCGACUGAGCGACCUUCUGACGGAUUUCGUGCAGUGCGUCCCCAAGGGGAAACUGUCCAUUACCUUCUGUCAACAGCUGGUUCGAACGAUAGGUCACUUCCAGUGUGUGUCCACCCAGGAGAAGGAGCUGCGGGAGUAUGUCUCCCAGGUGACUAAAGUGAGUAACUUACUACAAAAUAUCUGGAAGGCUGAGCCCUCCACGCUGCUGCCUUCGCUGCAAGAAGUUUUUGCAAGCAUCUCGUCCACAGAUGCAUCUUUUGAGCCCUCAGUCGCCUUGGCAAGCCUUGUGCAGCACAUUCCUCUGCAGAUGAUCACCGUCCUCAUCAGGAGCCUGACUGCCGACCCGAACGUGAAAGAUGCAAGUAUGACCCACGCGCUCUGCAGAAUGAUUGACUGGCUGUCUUGGCCAUUGGCUCAGCAUGUGGAUACAUGGGUAAUCGCUCUCCUGAAAGGACUCGCAGCUGUUCAGAAGUUUACUAUUUUGAUAGACGUUACUUUGCUGAAAAUAGAGCUGGUUUUUAAUCGACUUUGGUUUCCUCUUGUGAGACCUGGUGCUCUUGCAGUUCUCUCUCAUAUGCUGCUUAGUUUUCAGCAUUCUCCAGAGGCAUUCCAUUUGAUUGUCCCUCAUGUAGUUAACUUGGUUCACUCCUUCAAAAGUGAUGGCCUGCCUUCCAGCACAGCCUUCUUAGUGCAGGUAACAGAGUUGGUGCACUGUAUGAUAUAUCACUACUCCGGAUUUCCAGAUCUCUACGAACCUAUUCUGGAGGCAGUAAAGGAUUUUCCUAAACCCAGUGAAGAGAAGAUUAAGUUGAUUCUCAAUCAAAGUGCCUGGACUUCUCAAUCCAAUGCUUUGGCAUCUUGCUUGUCUAGACUUUCUGGAAAAUCUGAAACUGGGAAAACUGGUCUUAUUAACCUGGGAAACACAUGUUACAUGAACAGUGUUUUACAAGCAUUGUUUAUGGCUACAGAUUUCAGAAGACAAGUGUUAUCUUUAAAUCUAAAUGGGUGUAAUUCGUUAAUGAAAAAAUUACAACAUCUUUUUGCCUUUUUGGCUCAUACACAAAGGGAAGCAUAUGCACCUCGGAUAUUUUUUGAGGCUUCCAGACCUCCAUGGUUUACUCCCAGAUCACAACAAGACUGCUCUGAGUACCUCAGGUUUCUGCUGGACAGACUCCAUGAAGAAGAAAAGAUCUUGCGAGUUCAGUCCUCACACGACUCUUCCGAAGGUCUGGGCUGUGCUGACACUUCCUUACAAGAAGUGGCCAGUAAGGCAGCUGCAGUGACAAAGUCUCCUGGCACAAGUGACAGUGAGAAGACUCUGAUAGAGAAGAUGUUUGGAGGGAAGCUGCGGACUCACAUCUGCUGCCUGAACUGCAGGAGCACCUCACAGAAGGUGGAGGCCUUCACAGACCUCUCACUGGCCUUUUGUCCUACCCCUUCUGUGGAAGACUUGUCUUUUCAAGACCCAGCUUCAUUAUCCAGUGUGCAAGAUGAUAGCCCAAUGCAGACCAGUGUGGCUGACCCAGAGGAAGAGCCAGUAGUUUAUAAUCCAGCAACAGCUGCUUUCGUCUGUGACUCCAUUGUGAAUCAGAGAAUAUUAGCCAGUCCUCCUGUUGAGUUUCACUGUGCAGAAAACACUUCUGUCCCUAGUGAAUCUGCGAAGAUCCUCAUCAGUAAAGAUGGACCUCAGAACCCAGGAGGUGAAGCCACACCUUCAGUUACUGACUUACUAAAUUAUUUUUUGGCUCCAGAGAUUCUGACUGGUGACAACCAGUACUAUUGUGAAAACUGUGCCUCUCUCCAAAACGCUGAGAAAACUAUGCAAAUCACGGAGGAGCCUGAGUACCUUAUCCUUACGCUCCUGCGGUUCUCAUAUGACCAGAAGUGCCAUGUGAGAAGAAAAAUUUUAGACAAUGUGUCACUGCCGUUGGUUUUGGAGUUGCCAGUUAAAAGAACUGCUUCCUUCUCUUCCUUGUCAGAAAGUUGGUCUGUAGAUGUUGACUUCACUGAUAUUAAUGAGAACUUAGCUAAAAAACUAAAGCCUUCUGCAACUGAAGAAGCUUUCUGCCCCACAUUAGUGCCCUACCUAUUAAGUUCUGUUGUUGUACACUCUGGGGUGUCCUCUGAAAGUGGACAUUACUAUUCUUAUGCCAGAAACAUCACAGGUACAGAGUCUUCGUACCAGAUGUGCCCCCAGUCUGGACGUCUGGCAUUAGCACCCUCCCAGAGUUGUUUACUAGGGGGAGAAAGCCCCAGUGCAGUCAUUGAACAGGACUUGGAAAAUAAGGAAAUGUCACAAGAGUGGUUUUUAUUUAAUGACAGCAGGGUGACAUUUACUUCGUUUCAGUCAGUCCAGAAAAUCACAAGUAGGUUUCCGAAAGACACAGCUUAUGUGCUGUUGUACAAAAGACAGAGCAGUGCCAAUGGCCUGCGCAGUGACAACCCAGCCGGGGGCGUCUGGGUCAGUGGAGACCCACCACUGCAGAAAGAGUUGAUGGACGCCAUAACCAAGGACAACAAACUGUACUUGCAGGAACAAGAAUUGAAUGCUCGAGCCCGGGCUCUACAAGCAGCAUCUGCUUCGUGUUCAUUUCGGCCCAAUGGAUUCGAUGACAAUGACCCACCAGGAGGCUGUGGGCCGACCGGUGGAGGGGGCGGAGGAGGAUUUAAUGCAGUUGGCAGACUCGUGUUUUGACCCUGAGAGAACUGAAAACGCAUCUGGUUGCGAAACAUCCAGUACUGUGGCUCUUAAAAUGUCAGGCUGUGACCGAUGGCACAUCUAUCUAACUUUAUUUUUCUUUUCAUUAGACCCGAGUACUUUAAGAAAACACACUUGGUGGUUGUUUUUAUUUUCUUGAAAUACAAAAUGCAUCAUGGAAAAAAAAAAUCUACCUCUUAAAUUUCCAUUUGCAUUUAUGGUUAGACAUGCUUGACCAAAAAUGUUGAGAGGAAAAAAGUGUACCUGGUCCCUAAUUAAGCUGCAUUAAAUUUGGUAGAAGGAUUUAAAUGGUGUAUUUUCAGUUUUCCUGAACAAAAAUAAUCCAUUUAGCAUUCUUUAUAAAAGAAUUGAUGCUAGAAGUUCAGUGCAUAUAGAUAGAUAGAUAGAUAGAUAGAUAGAUAGAUAGAUAGAUCGAUCUAUAUGUAUAUAUAUGCAUAUAUGCACGUUGUUUUAAGAAAAAUGGGAAUCUUUGUUUCUGGUAGAAUUGCCCCAUUAGUAAACUCAAGUUUUGAACACAGUAGGGAUGGAUGGCCGGUCUCUGGGGGCAGUACCAGUUUAACCUUCAGCUGUCGGACUUGGGCUUCUGCUUCCGCUGUCCUCAGCACCUCUCUUAGUUUCAGGAACAGUGUCUUUGAAAGGAUUAUUUACACACAUGUGGUGAGCGAAGUCACAGAAGGUGCAUGACCCUGUAAGGGCAGUGUUUUUAACCUAACUCUGUAGUAUUUCCAGUUGUCCAGGGACUUUAAAACCCUGUCUCAGGGAGUGCAUCCUCCUGUGUGUUAAAACCCUGUUUCAGGGAGUGUAUCUCCUAUGUGUUGCAGAGGAGACGAGUCCUGUAUGUGCCUUGCAGUACUGUAACUUUGGCUGAAGAACGUUUUCUAAAACAAAAUGUUAGGAAAUAAAUUUUUGCUAACAUUAAAAUUAUAAUUUUUUAAAGGUAUUAGAUUUUUUCAGAAGUAAAAUCUGAUGGUUCUAAAGCAGUAAGUGCAAUGAUAGAUUUCUAACUCUUAGAAAAAUUCUGAGAAAAUGAAGCUAGUUUAAGUAAAAAAUCUUCAAUUGAUUUGUUACUUAAUCCUCAAAACAUUAAACAUUGGUAACAUUUUUAGAGUUGUAUAUUUGGGAUUUUUUUUAUUUAUUUGAGACACAUGCCUUACACAGUUUCUGCUUCAUAAAGUACUCAAAUACCUC